GCCGCCGCGCCCGCGAUGGAGCCCAACAGCCCCCGCAAGAUCCAGUUCACGGUCCCGCUGCUGGAGCCGCACCUGGACCCGGAGGCGGCCGAGCAGAUCCGGAGGCGUCGGCCGACCCCCGCCAACCUCGUCCUGAGCAGCGACCAAUCGUCCCCAGAGAUCGACGAGGACCGGCUGCCCAACCCCCUGCUGAAGUCCGGCCUGGCCAUGUCCCCCCGGCAGAGAAAGAAGGUUCCCCGCAGCACCCCCACCAUGAAAGAGCUGCAGAUGAUGGUGGAGCAUCACCUGUGCAAGCAGGCGCAGGGGGGAGGCGACAACGACGACGAGGUGGUGGCGGCCACCGCCCGCUGCCACCGCGGUGACCCCGAGCACCGCCACAGCCCCGGCGGCUCCUGCCCGCUGGCCCAGGGCGGCCACCGUGAGUCCCGGGGGGGGCGACCGGGGUGGGGGGGGGGGACAGGGGGUGACAGAGACCUGAGGUCACCCCCCUCCCCCGUGCUGUGA
This is a messenger RNA of Pseudopodoces humilis (Tibetan ground-tit), 504 nucleotides long. Lineage: Eukaryota; Metazoa; Chordata; Aves; Passeriformes; Paridae. The record is from RefSeq and is a predicted model, not a curated record.